UCUUUGACUCUAUAUCAAAUAACUUAUGUGUAUCCGUUUACACACUAUAUAUGCUUUGCAGCCCCUUUAAUUUGUUUUACCAUUUCACUAAAUUAAAAAUAAUGACUGCAUUAUUACCUUCUUCAUCUUCUCUUAUAACCUUUGUCUCUUUUAUUAUUCUUGCCUUUUCACCACCCUCUCUUCCCGCGCCGGCGCCCGCCGAUGUCCUUCACGGGAUAUACGCCGGGUGCUCCAUGCGCAAGUUCUCCCCCGGCUCGCCCUUCGAGUCAAACCUCAACUCGCUACUCGCCUCCCUGGUCAACUCGGCCUCGAACUCGUCUUACAACAACUUCACCGCGGCGGGGCCCACAGGCCAGGCCGCGGAUGUGGUCCGCGGCCUGUACCAGUGCCGCGGCGACCUGUCCGCGUCCGACUGCGCGGCCUGCGUGUCGGGCACGGUCCCGCAGUUCCCCCACUUCUGCCCCUCCGCGACUGGGGGUGUCCUACAGAUGGAGGGGUGCCUGGUGAAGUACGACAACGCGGACUUCAUCGGCAUGGAGGACAAGACGGUGGUGUACAAGAGCUGCGGGAGGCCCGACGCGGCGGCGGGGGCCCGCGUCGACGCCGUGCUGGGGAGCCUGAGGGGCCCCAGUGGGGUCCACGGGGGGGUCGAUCAGGCGCUCGGGGUAUCGCAGUGCGUUGGGGAUCUGAGCUACGACGAGUGCCAGGAUUGCUUGGGGGAGGCGAUCGGACGGCUGAGGUCGGAGUGCAAUGGGACCGCCGUGUCCGGUGACAUGUUCUUGGGCAAAUGUUACGCUAGAGAGGAGCCUCUGAACAUUCAACAUCAACAACCGCCUUCAUUUCUUCACCUAACACAAAUGGCGUUGGAGUGGGUUGUGCUAGGCUACGCCGCCGGGGCGGAGGCGAUCAUGGUGCUCCUCCUCACCCUCCCGGGUCUUAACCCGAUCCGAAAGGGUCUCAUCAGCGUAACCCAGAGCAUGCUGAAGCCUCUAUCUUCCAUCGUCCCCUUCGGCUUGUUCCUGAUGAUGGACAUCUACUACAAGUACGAGACCCGACCCGUCUGUGAAUCGCCGGAGGCUUGCUCCCCUUCGGAGCACCUCCGAUUCCACAAGUCGAUCAUCAAGUCUGAGCGGAACGCCCUUCUCAUCGCCUCCGCGCUCUUCUUCUACUGGAUGCUCUACUCCGUCACCAACCUUCUCGUCCGCAUCGAUCAACUCCAACAGCGCCUGGAGAAAUUGAGGAACCAGGAUUGAUUGCUUCGGGUCUCGCGGCGGAUCGGGUCGAUUUGCCCACUUUAGGGUUUCGGAUCAGAUAAGCCCCCUUUUUUGUGCGAUGUUACUGUUUCUAUAUCUUCUUGGACUUCUCCUUCUGCUUUUUUAUCUGCUUUUGUGUGUUCUUAUUUCCCGAUUAUUUAGAAGUUGGGAUCGAAUUUGGACAUGAAUACGUUUGAGUCUUUUCUUUCUUGAUCUGGUGCCAUUUCUAUUCACAGUAUUCUAAAUAUUCUGUGACUAAAUUCAUAAGGUUCUUGCAAUCAAAAUAUGAAUUUUGGGAGACAUGAGAGUUUACCAAAAUGAAAGAUUUAGCCCUUCUUUGGGAACAACGCUUUUGAUUAGCGUUAGCGUUUUAGAUAAAAUUUAAGUGUGUAGAUUAAUUCUGAAAACGCCAAUACUAAUGGCUACUGUCGGAUAACCUUUUCAAAACGCUAAGUGUUGUAAGAAUUGAUGUGUAAAAGAACUGAGUUGUAACUUGCAAGUCCUCUGUAAAAUCUAUCCUUAAACUUUACACAGAGGAGAGAGCCUUUUUACUGAGCUAUAUACUCCUUGCUCCAUGGGAAUCAAUCUGCUUCAGGAAAAUGAAUGUUACUCUUUGACGAAAAGAGGGAGCCAUAUUCAAGAAAUGUUCAAAGAAACAAGGAAAAUAUUUUGUUUUGGGGAAAUGAUUUUUGGUCCAGUGAUUUCCUGUGUGUAGCACCAAAGAAUCCAGAAAGUUUUUUUUUCCUUCCACACUUAUCAUGGAGCAGAGUAUAAUGCCAAUUUCAUUGGAAGAUGGAUACCAAUAAGUAGUUAUGAAAACAAAUUUACCUGUGUAAUAAAGAGUUGGCUUUUUG
Messenger RNA from Cuscuta campestris, 2107 nucleotides. The record is from the annotation of a GenBank genome assembly. NCBI's taxonomy places the organism in Eukaryota, Viridiplantae, Streptophyta, Magnoliopsida, Solanales, Convolvulaceae.